This is a messenger RNA of Xenia sp. Carnegie-2017, 761 nucleotides long. RefSeq names its product calcium load-activated calcium channel-like. Gene Ontology annotation, cellular component: cytoplasm; endoplasmic reticulum membrane; endoplasmic reticulum. Gene Ontology annotation, molecular function: calcium channel activity. NCBI's taxonomy places the organism in Eukaryota, Metazoa, Cnidaria, Anthozoa, Malacalcyonacea, Xeniidae. Bases 72 to 617 code for a protein of 181 amino acids. The record is from RefSeq and is a predicted model, not a curated record. Gene Ontology annotation, biological process: endoplasmic reticulum calcium ion homeostasis. The transcript is spliced from 7 exons.
UUAAAGGAAAUUUGUUGAUUAUUUAUCUUAUUUUACAUCUUUUUCCUGUUUUUUUGACAUUGAAAAAAGUAAUGCUGGCAGAUUCCAUUUUAAUAUUAUGUAUAUCUGUAUUUACUGCUCUUCUUUCCGAAGGAAUAACAUAUAUAUUAGUCUACAGAACAGACAAAUACAAAAAAUUAAAAUCUGAGGUAGAGAAGCACAGUAAGAAAUUAGAAAGGAAGAAAGACAGUACUUCAGGGGAUAUGUCUGGAGGACAAAAGAAGAAAAUUGAACGAGUUGAAGAGAAAUUGAAGAGCAACAACCGAGAUUUGUCAAUGGUGAAGAUGAAAUCUAUGUUUGCUAUUGGUUUCACUUUUACUGCUUUAAUGGGAAUGUUCAACUCCAUAUUUGAUGGAAGAGUUGUAGCAAAGCUUCCAUUUGUACCUAUAUCAUGGUUUCAAGGUUUAUCACAUCGUAAUCUUCAUGGUUCAGACUACACUGAUUGUUCUUUUAUAUUUCUGUAUAUUUUAUGCACAAUGUCCAUCAGACAGAAUAUUCAAAAGAUUCUUGGUUUUGCACCAUCAAGAGCAGCGACAAAAGCACCUGGAUUUUUGAACCCUGUUCCCUCUAGUAAAUAAAUGAUUAACUUUACCAUUGAAUUAAAGUUAUUUACAGUUAUCUUUCAACCAAAAAUCUUAUAAAAUAGACAAAAUGUUUGCUUUUUUCUCUUACUCUCCAUUAACAUGAUACUUUUCAAUAUAUAUGUAAAUCAUUCAAGGUAA